Molecule: messenger RNA, 903 nt
Organism: Aspergillus caelatus
Lineage: Eukaryota; Fungi; Ascomycota; Eurotiomycetes; Eurotiales; Aspergillaceae
Exons: 2
Coding region: 86-781 (231 amino acids)
Source: RefSeq, a predicted model, not a curated record
GGCAAAAUGCGGGAUGUCUAACUGAAUGUGACACAGCAUCAAAUAGCUCGUUUUGUCUUCCUCACCUUUAUACAAUCACUUUUAAAUGUACACAUCCGGACCCGCGGCCGCCAUGGCAGAAGCCAACUUCAUCAAAUCAUUCCUCACCUCCCUCGACUCACGCCCCAUUAAGCUCCCCGCCGACUAUGUCAUUGAUCCAGAACGAGUCGGGCGAGUCCCUUUCCUCCUCCCCCGCAUGCCAGCCCCUCACCCUGAAAUGCCCAAGAAAGUGAAACAGGCUCAAGCCCCCGGCUCCGCCAAAUCAAUCACCGUGAACUUAAAAUCCGCGCGGAAUCCCGUCCUUGAAUUCAAGCUUUCCAACAAGCCUAUCUCCACGACUUCUGUUCAGGACCUCAAGGAUGCAGUGCGGGGCCGUGUGGUCGACGCUCAGUCAAACAAGAUUCCACUGGACAAGAUCAAGAUCCUGUAUAAGCGCAAGCCGGUUGCGGGGAAGACCAUCUCCGAGAUCUUGGCUGAUGAGCCGGAGAUGCUGGCUGGUGGGAAGGAAGUUGAGUUUGGGGUUAUGAUUAUGGGCGGUGCGAAGGUUGUCGAUGAGGAUCAGGAGAUGGUGGAUCGUGGUGCGUCGCCGAAGGCUGCUCUUGGGCCUAGUGGGGAGAGUGUCCUGGAGACGGAGGAGUUCUGGGAGGAUCUGGAGGGAUUUCUGGCGCAGAGGAUUAAGGAUAAUGAGGAGGCGCAGAAGUUGAGGAGCUUGUUUAAGGAGGCUUGGAGUUCGAGUCGGUAAGUUAUUUGGUUUGUAUGGCUUGGGUGUUGUGUUAUGAUACCUCUUCUUAUGAGAACAUAAGGUCCGGAUACAAUGUCGGAUAUCCCUACUCAUGAAUAAACAAGCGUUCAGUGGUAUUCCUU